CAGCAGAAUGCAGGGGGGAAAGGGAAAGGUUUUGCUGUUAUGGUGUUCUUACACGGAGACAGCUACAGCUGGGGGUCAGCUGCACUUUAUGAUGCCAAGGUGCUGGCUACACUUGGAAAUAUCAUAGUUGUUACCUUCAACUACAGGAUAGGGUUGCUAGGAUACUUGAACCCAAACCCUGCUCCUGAGAGACGGGGUUCUGUAUCAAACUACGGGUUGGUUGACCAGCUUGCUGCUCUUCAAUGGGUUCAGGAGAAUAUCCAAGAGUUCGGGGGAGACAAAGAACGGAUAACCCUGGUUGGACAGGGCCGGGGAGCAGCAUCAGUAGAAUUCUUGGUUCACUCACUCAUGGUUCGACAAACUCAUUUCAAGAGAGUCGUUCUUAUGUCGGGCAGUAUCUUCUCUCCCUGGGCCAGGGUAGAGAACCCCUCAGAGGUUGCAGUACGUGUAGCUAGACAAUUAGGUUGUCCUAUACCAGCUGAUUUAAACAUGCAUCAUUCAACUAUUCUACAAUGUCUCCGAUCUAAACCUUUAGAUGAUUUGUUAUCUGUAGAUCUUGGUCCAACACUAAGUUUUCUAUCCAACAUUGGUCCAUCAUUCGACGGAGUAACAAUCAAGAAAAACUUUGUCAAUAUUCGAGGAAAACGAAGUUUCGAAUCCAGGACGUACGAUUCUCUGAUUGGAGUAAGUUCCACAGACUGGGUUCAUGAACUAGGAGAAAAUAUGCUCCAAGAGGGUCUGGAUACUGAACAAAGAGAUGAGAUUCUACGAACCUUGGUAAUAAAUAACUACGAAGCAAGAUACAGAGAAAUAUUCUUAGCGGUAUCCAACCAAUAUACAGAUCUUAAUCAGGAUCCUACAGCAAAGAUGAGAUUGCGUAAUCUUACGCUAAACGCCGUGAGUGACGCACUUUACGCAGCACCCGCCAUACACAGUGCCGGAACAUUUCUCAGGAGGAAAAACUCCACUUAUUUCUACAACUGGAACCAUGGAACCAGGAAUGGAAUGUAUCCCCAGGGAACUGGUAUAGAUGGUUCCUACGGCCAGGAACUAGAUUAUCUAUUCGGAGUUCCAAUCUGUAAUACAUGGAGACAUCAGGAGUAUAAAUAUACCCGAGGAGAAGCUAUUCUAUCAGCUGUGAUGAUCACGUACUUCAGCAACUUUGUUAAAACAGGGAAUCCUAAUUCUCCAGCUACGGUUGAGGAUCUAAUUAAAACUAGAAAUGAUGCCAAGAGAAACAAAAUGGUUGUUUGGGAACCUUUUGAUUCACAGAGAAGAUAUCUUAAUCUAGAUGUUCGUCCAGAAAUGAAAGAAAACUUCAAGCCGAACGAGAUGGCUCUUUGGUUAAGAUUGGUUCCACAGCUUGAACUGACCGGCACCUCAAGUAACCCAGGGCACAGUCAGCUGGUUGGAAGUACCUGGGGGACUGCUCGUAAUUUAACUAGUUCGCCUGGAGUUCAACAGAUGUCUCUGGGUGACGUAUCGGCCUGUGAGGACGCAAAACAAGCUAGUAAAUACAGUAAAGUGUACACUGUCGGAAUUGUGUUUGGAAGUAUACUUGUUGCUGCUAACACAGUUAUAAUUGUUUGUGUUUAUUACAAAAGACAAAAUAACAGAACUAGAUGGGAACGAGAGGCUAGAGGCGUAUCUACUGAAUGUCUCAAUAACUCGGUUUUAGAACCUCAGGCUGUUCCUAGUUUCUCUACACCAGGCAGGACUGCAACUUUACGCAGACAAACACAUCAACAGCCAGACAGACAAAACGUUCCUCUUGUCACAUUUGACGAUCAGAGCGUUCCAAAUUAUAAAUUAAAAACUACAGACAGUUCCUCCUAUAAGGUGUGCUCUAGUGUUCCUUUACUUACAGACAUACCCGCCCCCAGACAGUUUGUGGAUAAGGUUAGAGGAGAAACAUCUUACAGAGAAGAGGAUACCAUUACGUGUUGAUCUUAUACCUGGAGAUAUAGUCAGGAUUUGAUUCUAUACCUGAAGAUAUAGUCAGGAUUUGAUUCUAUAACUGGAGAUAUAGUCAUGAAUUAAUUCUAUACCUAGAGGUAUAGUCAGGAUUUGAUUCUAUACCUGCAGAUAUAGUCAGGAUUUGAUUCUAUACCUGAAGAUAUAGUCAGGAUUUGAUUCUAUACCUUGAGAUAUAGUCAGGAUUUGGUUCUAUACCUUUAGAUAUAGUCAGGAGAUAAUUCCAUAAUUCCAUAAACAAUUAGACACAAUAUUUCUAUUGACUUCAGUCUGUUGGAGACGGUCAGAUGUUUAAUUUUUCACAAAUUGAUUUUUCACUAGGAUACAGGUUUGUUUUGAUUGUAUACCUUAAUGCAGUCACGUGUUGAUUCUAUUAUAUGUGAAUAAACCACGUGUUGAUUUUAUAACUGAAUACAAUCAGGUGUUGAUUUUAUAACUGGAUACAAUCACGUGUUGAUUAUAUACCUGAAUACAAUCACCUGUUGAUUUUAUAACUGGAUACAAUCAACCACGUGUUGAUUUUAUAACUGAAUACAAUCAGGUGUUGAUUUUAUAACUGGAUACAAUCACGUGUUGAUUAUAUACCUGAAUACAAUCACCUGUUGAUUUUAUAACUGGAUACAAAAUCACGUGUUGAUUAUAUACCUGAAUACAAACACGUUUUGAUUAUAUAACUGGAUACAAUCUCGUGUUGAUUUAAUAAUUGGAUACAAUCUCGUGUUGAUUAUAUACCUGUAAUCAAACACGUGUUGAUUUUAUAACUGAAUACAAUCACGUGUUGAUUAUUUACCCGGAUACAAUCACGUGUUGACUUAUAUCUGGCUACGAUCCCGUGAUGAUUAAAUGCCUGGAUUAAAUCAUGUGUUGAUUAUAUACCUGGAUACAAUCAGUGAUGAUCAAAUACCAGGAUAAAAUCACGUGUUGAAUUAUAUACCUGGAUACAAUCAGUGAUGAUCAAAUACCAGGAUACAAUCACGUGUUGAUUAUUUUACCAAAUGUUGAUUAUUAAUUAAGGUUUCAUCAUUCAUGCUGUACCUGGUUACAAAUUCAUUGAUAUUUUUUACUUGGAUAUAUUAACUGAAUCUACCAUCUACUUUUGUAUUUACUGUAUGCUUUAUCCGGGAUAUUAUAGAGGAUAGAAAAAGGAAUUUUUUUGAAAGACAUUUCUUUUAAACAUAAUUUAGAUUUUCUGGAAAAUCAAGAUUCUAACCAAAUAGUAAUUAUUCCAUGGAUAAUUUUUUCUAAUUUAAAUUUAGAUUGGUAAACAGGUGAGACAAGAAAUUUUAUAAUUUUUAAUAUAUAAAAUAUGAUAACCUUCAGUCGUUCAAGCCUUUCCUCAAUUUCCUCAAUAAACUACUCACAUUUGAAUGCAUAAAUUUUAAGUAGUCGGCCCUUUAAAUUAAUACAAUGAUGACGACUUCUGUUAAAAAAUUGAUGUUUAUGUGUUUCUGCUGAAUGAAAGUUUCACGAAAUCAAAACUAUUCUAUAAAGUCUUCGUUACUGUAUUGACAUAUACGACGACCAUUGUACAGAAAUUUUACCAAUCACUUCUUGAAAACUAAAUAUAGAAACCAGUUACAUCAUUUUAUCUUGAAAAAAAGCGUGUUCAUCCAGACCAAGGGCAAAACAAUAUAAAUUUUCCUAGCUUGAAUGUGAAACUUGGAUUAAAGGGAGUGUUCGCGAAAAAUUAAAGGGGGUAUAGGCUUAACGCGAUAAAAAAGCG
This is a messenger RNA of Eurytemora carolleeae, 3697 nucleotides long. Its product is annotated as neuroligin-2. NCBI's taxonomy places the organism in Eukaryota, Metazoa, Arthropoda, Copepoda, Calanoida, Temoridae. The record is from RefSeq and is a predicted model, not a curated record. Gene Ontology annotation, molecular function: neurexin family protein binding; signaling receptor activity. Gene Ontology annotation, cellular component: synapse; cell surface; postsynaptic membrane. The coding region runs from base 40 to 1947 and encodes 635 amino acids. The transcript has 19 exons. Gene Ontology annotation, biological process: postsynaptic membrane assembly; chemical synaptic transmission; neuron cell-cell adhesion.